Molecule: messenger RNA, 1734 nt
Organism: Rhea pennata
Lineage: Eukaryota; Metazoa; Chordata; Aves; Rheiformes; Rheidae
Gene: KRT80
Product: keratin 80
Exons: 9
Coding region: 1-1470 (489 amino acids)
Biological process (GO): intermediate filament organization; keratinization
Cellular component (GO): keratin filament
Molecular function (GO): structural constituent of skin epidermis
Source: RefSeq, a predicted model, not a curated record
AUGACUAACCCUUGCAAAGCGUUCACCAGUGGUUCCCUCUCCUCCUGGGAGGUGUCAGGGAAGAUGAGCAGAGGAAAAGCAGCUGGCACUUCCCCGGAUCGCCAGGGCCGCAGCAGUCCCACUGGGGCAACAAGCAACAGCUAUGACUCCCUCAGCCUUCGUGGAGGUGGCAGAUACCGGCGCUCUUCUUAUCCCUCCCUCUCCAUUGAUGGGAGGCUCCUGGUCCCCCUGCACCUGGAUAUUGACCCCAACUUCCAAGCUAUGAGAGAACAGGAGAAGGAGGACAUCAAGCUGCUCAACAACCAGUUCGCGUCCCUGAUUGGGAAGGUCCAGUGCUUGGAGCAACAGAACAAGAUCCUGACAACAAGGUGGAGCUUCCUGAAGGAUCAAGACAAUUCCCAUUCCGAGUCAGACAUCAAGGCCAUCUAUGAUCAGUACAUGAGUAAAAUGAAUCAAGAGAUGAAGGCCCUCAGCUACGAGCGGGAAAACCUAGAGCUGGAACUGACAAAGGUGCUGGAUACCAUGGAUAACUUCCGAAGCAAAUACGAGGAUGAAAUUCGCCUCUGUAGUGGCAUGGAAUAUACCUUCACAGAGCUCAAAAAGGAUUUAGAUGUGAGCUCCUUGCACCGAACAGAGCUGGAAGUAAAACUGCAUGGGCUACAAGACCUGAUGGACUUGAAGAAAACCAUCUACGAGCAGGAACUUGAGGAGCUGCUGGCAGAAAUUAAGGACAUUUCUGUUGUCCUGGGAAUUGACAACACAUGCAAACUUGACCUCAGUAAAAUUGUGGAAGAAGUAAGGGCCCAGUAUGAAGCUCUUGCUCUCCGGAGCUGGGAGGAGGCUGAAGCGCUCACCAGGAGAAAGCUGAAUGAAGGAAACACCCAGUCAGCCACCUACGGGGGCCACCUCCUUGACAGUCGACGGGAAAUUGCAGACAUGAACAUACAGAUCCAGAAGUUGAGGUCCUGCAUUGUGUCCCAAAAGAGUCAGUGCCUGUACUUGGAGGAGAACAUCAAAGAGGCAGGGGAGCAAGGUGAGACGGCCCUCAAGGAUGCCAAAGCCAAGCUGGUCAGGCUAGAAGAAGCCCUACAGAAGAGCAAGGAGAAUAUGGCUCACCUGGUAAAAGAGUAUCAGGAGCUGAUGAACAUCAAGCUGGCCCUGGAUGUGGAGAUCCUCACUUACAGAAAGCUGAUGGAAGGGGAGGAGAGUAGCAUAGAGUCACCAAUACCCACCAUCAUCAGCACCAUCCAUUCCAGACCAAAGCACUCCUCCUCCUGUGCUUUGAGGAAUUCCAAGGUGUUUGCAAGAGGAACAGGCAGCACCAACAGUGAGAUGAACCCCAAAGGAAGCAGCACAAAGAUGCUGCCCUCAAGAAGCCACAGCAACAGCUCGGCAAUGCCUGAAGCAGACGCCUGCAUCAAUGGGGCCCGGCCAAAGUGCAAUUCUCUGUCCACCAAAGAAUGCUCUUAGGAGAAACGGAGCCCCACAGCACAAACACAAGACACGUUGGCAUCUGUAGCCAAAUGAAGCCAAAGCACUUUCUCCUAAACUCAAGCCAGCGUCCGAGGAAUCAAGGACAAGAAUCUCUCUCAAGUUUUUCUUUACAACAUCCCAGUUAACAUCUCUGUUACCAGUUACAAGCAGAAACCAACCCAGGGUUUUAGAGUCUCUCCCAUUCAGUACCCAUACUAACUCCUGCUUCUGCUCUGGAUCUGUUUCCACAGAGAAUUUGCA